AAACGCCCCGUUUUUGUACAAUUUAUCUUACAAAAAGACUGCAUUACCUCCGCUCCUGGUCUCAGCAAUUGGUAUCUUCUCCGAAUCCAAACCUCAGCGAGAGAUCGUGAUCCUCAAUCAAGAACAAAUGGCGGAGGAUCUGGUGCUGGACACGGCGAUCAGAGACUGGGUUCUGAUUCCUCUUUCAGUGGUGAUGGUACUCAUCGGUAUCCUCCGCUACUUCGUCUCUAAACUCAUGCGCUCCGCUCAAGUCCCCGAUCUCAAAAUCGUCAAAGAAGGUCAGGUGAUUCUUAGGGCGCGCAAUUUACGUGGUGGCGCCAAUUUCAUCCCUCCCAAGUCGUUUCGUGCUCGUAGAGUUUAUUUCAAUAACGAGGAAAAUGGGUUGUUGCAUGUUCCCAAAGGGCAGGCUCAAAAUGCACAAGCACAAAUGUUUUCUGAUCCUAACAUGGCAAUGGAUAUGAUGAAGAAAAAUCUGUCUAUGAUCAUACCCCAGACAAUUACUUUUGCUUGGGUUAACUUUUUCUUCUCCGGGUUUGUUGCAGCAAAGAUACCAUUCCCACUAACUCAGAGGUUCAGGUCAAUGUUACAGAAUGGGAUUGACUUGAGCUCUGUUGAUGUUAGCUAUGUCAGUAGCCGCUCAUGGUAUUUCCUCAAUUUGUUUGGAUUAAGGGGUUUGUUUAGCCUCAUUCUCGGUGAAGAAAAUGCCACUGAUGAUGCACAGCGGAUGAUGCAAAUGAGCGGGUUUGGUUUUGAUCCCUCAAAGUUGCAAAUGUGCUGCGCGGGUGGUGACGUUGACAUUGCAGUGUUCGCCCGGGCUAGCAGGGGGCUAGCGCACAGCCAGCCCGCGUGGGCGCUACGGCUGUGGAGCGUGGUGGUAUGUUAGAAUCCCAAGUGCAAGCAUGUGGCAUGUGCUUCUCCACAGAGAGGUUUUGAACAACCGCAGGGGUAAGCUUCUGCUGUCUUUGCAACAUUCCACAUCAACUUGCUCUUGUUCCACUUAUUCUUAACACUGGAAUUGAUAUAGAUUUUUUAUUUUUCUUUUUUUGUUUGGUUGUGACCCCAAUCACUUUCAACUGAUGUGUCUAUUUAUUUGGGUCAGUUUGCCUUUUGUGAAUCAAGUACAGAAUUUUAUGAUGCUGUCCUUUCCCUGGGCACCUCAUAACAGUUUUUUGGUUUCAUGUAUUACAGUUUGCAAAGCAAUCAAUUUAAAAUAA
Molecule: messenger RNA, 1214 nt
Organism: Mangifera indica (mango)
Lineage: Eukaryota; Viridiplantae; Streptophyta; Magnoliopsida; Sapindales; Anacardiaceae
Product: ER membrane protein complex subunit 3-like
Exons: 9
Coding region: 128-883 (251 amino acids)
Biological process (GO): protein folding in endoplasmic reticulum
Cellular component (GO): membrane; EMC complex
Source: RefSeq, a predicted model, not a curated record